GAAGAAACUCGCGGCGCUAAUUGCUGCCCACGAGCCCACACGCGCUGCCUGACAGCCUACGCACAAGCGCACUCGCGACAAAUAACUAGCUACCAUGGGUGCCGGUGCCAGCGUCGAGGGCGACGCGCCCAAGCCCAAGUUUAUCUACCUGCCCGUGGUGGGCCGGGGCGAGCAGAUCCGCCUCCUCGCUGCCGAGCACGGCAUUGACUAUGAGACAGUGCUGCCCGCUGGCUUCGGCGGUGAGUACAACUGGGCCGAGCAGGCGCCGCACGGCACGCUGCCCGUGCUGGAGACGACAGAAGGCUUUUCGCUCGGCGACUCGGCGGCAAUCGUCGACUACAUCCUCGAGAAGACGCCCGACGGCCCCCUGACGCCCAAGGAUACAAAGUCGAAGUUCCUCGCGAAAGACGCCUGGAACUUCUGCAACGACUACUACUCAUUCUUCCUGUCCCCUAUGCACGACGUCAUCAUGAACCACGCCGAGCCGCACUGGCGACAAGGUCGAAACACGGACCCCCGGGCGAACCCCGAGCACGAGAAGCACGCCGACUUCGUGUCGGAGCUGUCGACGCUGCACAAGCAGCGCAUGGGCCGCCUCCAGAAGAAGCUGGCCGCCGCCGGCACGGCGUUCUGCGCCGGCGACGAGUGCACGUACGCGGACCUCUUCAUCUACACGUGCGUCACGACGGUGCGGUUCAGCGUCUCAAUGCGUGCGGUCGCGGCGAUGGCGUUCCGCGACUCCGUCAGACUCCGCGACUCCGUCAGACCCGCGCCGUCGACGCGACGUUCUCUACGCACAGGUGCUCAAUUGCAAGGGCUUCACGGCCUUCCGCGAGUCGUGCGGCGAGGAGGGUCCCUUCGCCGGCUGCCCGAUGGUCCUCGAGCUCGCGGCCAAGGUCGGCGAGCGCGAGAAGGUCGCGGCGGCGGCGGGGAUCUUUGAUCAGGCGCCCGUGUAGGCGACGAAGAGUGGCGAAUACAUAUCCCGUCGACGGCGGGAUAUGUUUUCCUUAACCUAGAUUCACUUAAAACAUGGUC
Molecule: messenger RNA, 1035 nt
Organism: Pelagomonas calceolata
Lineage: Eukaryota; Pelagophyceae; Pelagomonadales; Pelagomonadaceae
Source: the annotation of a GenBank genome assembly